Molecule: messenger RNA, 810 nt
Organism: Oikopleura dioica
Lineage: Eukaryota; Metazoa; Chordata; Appendicularia; Copelata; Oikopleuridae
Source: the annotation of a GenBank genome assembly
AUGGGUUGUUCUGAUUCAAAAGCCACAGAGGUUGUAGACCCGAUUCUAGAUGAAAAGCCAGACGAAUUGAAAGAGAUUCCACCUCUCCAACAGCAAGAGAAAGAAGUAACAUUUCUUGAAAAUUGCUCUGUUUCUCAACUUGACAACGAGCCAGCCGUUUCUCAGCCAGAAAGUAUCGUCAAUGCUUCGGAACUUUCUCUUUCGAAAUUUUCACUUCUGAGUCUUGGAGAGGCCCCUUACGAAAGACAAAUAUACAAACAACAAGGAUUCAGAGCGUAUCAAAUCGAAGGACUUUUUCGGCAUAAUUUUUACCGAAGCUUUCAUGAAGAUACAGGUCCUUUGGUUUUAUGCAGAAAAUUGUGUGACGAAGCUCAAAAUGCAGCAAAUGAGCUGGCUGAGAAUAAUCUUACUGGACACGUGACUGAGCGACAUGGUCAAGGUUUUUAUACUCUCAACAACUAUUCAGCCCUUUUUCCAAGAAUACCAAACAUGUCGUGGUAUGAAGAGAUGCCCAUUUAUCUGAAUGAAAUCUCCGACGAUGCCGAGCCCAACAUGGACACAUUUCACGAAUGGGGACAUUACAGCCAGCUUUGUUGGAAAAAGUCGACGCGGGUUGGAUUCGCUAUCGCAGAGUACGAAGGAUUCAAGCGAAAAGAAAUUCGUUUUCAGUUUGUUGUCGUUGCAAGAUAUCAAGCUUGUGGAAAUAUAAAAGCCCAGUACAGAGCCCAAGUCGGAAAAAGCCAAAAAUCUUUUCAAGAAGUCGACGAGAUUAUUCAAACAUUUAAUAAUACUGUAAAUAACAGUGAAUAA